Molecule: messenger RNA, 939 nt
Organism: Sorex araneus (European shrew)
Lineage: Eukaryota; Metazoa; Chordata; Mammalia; Eulipotyphla; Soricidae
Product: olfactory receptor 5B3-like
Exons: 1
Coding region: 1-939 (312 amino acids)
Biological process (GO): G protein-coupled receptor signaling pathway; sensory perception of smell
Cellular component (GO): membrane
Molecular function (GO): odorant binding; G protein-coupled receptor activity; olfactory receptor activity
Source: RefSeq, a predicted model, not a curated record
AUGAAGAACAGCACAGAAGUGACAGAAUUCAUCCUGCUUGGACUAACGGAUGCUCCGGAACUGCAGGUCCCUCUCUUUAUCAUGUUCACCCUCAUCUACCUCAUCACUCUGACUGGGAACUUGGGGAUGAUCCUGUUGAUUCUGCUGGACUCUCGUCUCUAUACACCCAUGUACUUUUUCCUCAGCAACCUGUCCCUGGUGGACUUUUGUUACUCCACGGCUGUCACUCCCUCCGUCAUGUCUGGAUUUCUUAUCGGAGACAAAGUCAUCUCCUACAACGCAUGCGCUGCACAAAUGUUCUUUUUCGGAGCAUUCGCCACUGUGGAAAAUUACCUCUUGGCCUCAAUGGCCUUGGACCGCUACUUGGCAGUGUGCAGACCCCUGCAUUACACCACCACCAUGACAACAUGUGUUUGUGUUUGCUUUAUAACAGGCUCCUAUAUCUGUGGUUUUCUGAAUGCCUCUAUCCAUACUGUGGAUACAUUCAGCCUCUCUUUCUGUGGGUCCAACGUGGUCCACCACUUUUUCUGUGAUUUUCCAGCAGUCAUGGUUCUCUCCUGCUCUGACAAACGUGUUAGUGAGCUGGUUCUUGUUUCUGUGGUGAGCUUCAACAUCUUCUUUGCUCUCCUGGUUAUCUUGACAUCCUACACAUUCAUAUUCAUCACCAUCCUAAAGAUGCGCUCGUCUGCAGGGUACCAGAAGGCUCUCUCCACCUGUGGCUCGCACUUUGUUGCAGUCUCUAUCUUUUAUGGGACAAUUAUCUUCAUGUACUUACAGCCUAGCUCCAGCCAUUCCAUGGACACAGACAAAAUGGCGUCUGUGUUCUACACCAUGAUCAUCCCCAUGCUGAACCCCAUAGUCUACAGUCUGAGGAACAAGGAGGUCAAAAGUGCAUUUAUGAAGGCUGUUUUAGUGGCAAAGGCAUCCAUAGGGUUGUGA